Molecule: messenger RNA, 2665 nt
Organism: Mustela erminea (ermine)
Lineage: Eukaryota; Metazoa; Chordata; Mammalia; Carnivora; Mustelidae
Gene: LRRC24
Product: leucine rich repeat containing 24
Exons: 5
Coding region: 880-2562 (560 amino acids)
Molecular function (GO): protein binding
Source: RefSeq, a predicted model, not a curated record
CAGGCAGGGGUUCCGAGUGGGAUGCUGGAGAAAGGGCUGGAGGCUGGAUGACAGAACCCCAUCGGGGUUGCCAUCCCUGGCCCAGACUAGCUGGCUUCUUAGCCCCAGUCCCCACCUUUAAAACUCAACUUCCUGUGCCCAGAACUGGACCCAGGCCUUCCCAUCUUUGUAGGAUCACAGGUGCACGAGCAUAAAGCCCAACACACUAUGUUCCUUCACAGUUCAGGAGGUCACUGCUCCCACAGCCCACUGGGGAAACUACCCUAGAAACCCAGCUGGUGGACCAAGGGCCCUCUUUGACGACCCAGCUGUUCCAGAGCCCAAACGCAGAAGCACCUUGCUGGAAGCCAGCAGGGAGAACAUAGGCCAUGGCUUCUAAACUGACUUUCCUAUUGUGUGCCACAUUCCCCCAAUUCUCCAGCAUGUUCCCUGAGAAAUACCCCUAAUUCUCUGCAAACUCUUCCACCACCAUCACCCCCAGGAGGGCAGGGGCAGCUGUGCCUUCAUUUUCCUACAGCUGGUGGCUUCCAGGAUCAGUUCUGCCCAUGUUACCCGUCAAGGAGUGGCCGGUUGCUAGAAUGAAGAGGGAAGCCCGAUCCGGACGUGCACACGCAUGAGCAGGAAGCCCCUUACAGAGCCGGACGGAGAUAGAUGGGAAGACAAGGGAGUGAGGCAGGGUUGGAUCUCCCCACAUGGCCUGUGUAGUAAGACCAAGAACAGUGCAAAUUCCACAUCGAACCUGAAAUUCCGCAUUGAAGCCAGAUCUUCAUGACUGUUUUGUAAAGGAAAGAAGUCAACUUUUUUUUUUUUUUUUUAACCAAUUGCUUGAACUGAUUUAUAACUUUUCAGAAACUACACACAGGGUGUGGGCCUCCAUCCAUGUCCUUCUCUGGCCCUCACGUGUUAGGGGCAGGCCUGCCGCCCUGUGUUUCAGGAGGCCCAUCACAUCCGGGGUGGACUAUAAGGAAGCCCUUCAGGAGGCUGCAGCUUCGUGGCCCGCGGCCGGUCCCGCGGGAGAUGGCCACGGGGGCGCCCAUACUGCUGCUGCUAUGGCUGCUGUGGUUCCCUGACCUCCCGCCCGGCGCUGCCGGCUGCCCGGCCGCCUGCCGCUGCUACAGCGCCACGGUGGAGUGCGGCGCCCUGCGGCUGCGCGUCGUCCCGCCCGGAAUUCCACCCGGGACGCAGACGCUGUUCCUGCAGGACAACAGCAUCGCGCGCCUGGAACCGGGCGUACUGGCACCUCUCGCAGCCCUGCGCCGACUCUACCUGCACAAUAACAGCCUGCGCGCCCUGGAGCCCGGCGCCUUCCGCGCGCAGCCACGCCUGCUCGAGCUCGCGCUCACCGGCAACCGGCUGCGCGGCCUGCGCGUCGGCGCCUUCGCCGGCCUGGGCCAGCUGCGCGCGCUCUACCUGGCGGGCAACCAGCUGGUGCAGCUGCUGGAUUUCACCUUCCUGCACCUCCCGCGACUGCAGGAGCUGCACCUGCAGGAAAACAACAUCGAGCUGCUGGAGGACCAGGCCCUGGCGGGGCUCUCCUCACUCGCACUGCUGGACCUCAGCAGGAAUCAGCUGGGCACCAUCAGCCGUGAGGCCCUACAGCCCCUGGCCAGCCUGCAAGUCCUUCGCCUCACAGAGAACCCAUGGCGCUGCGACUGCGCCCUGCACUGGCUGGGAGCCUGGAUCAAGGAGGGGGGCCAGCGGCUGCUCAGCUCCAGGGACAAGAAGAUCACGUGCGCGGAGCCCCCGCGCCUGGCCCUCCAGAGUCUCCUGGACAUAUCCGGCAGCAGCCUCAUCUGCAUCCCGCCCUCCGUGCACGUGGAGCCGCUGGAGGCGACGGCCAGCCUGGGGGAGGACCUGCGCGUGGCCUGCCAGGCUUCCGGCUACCCGCAGCCCCUGGUGACCUGGAGGAAGGUGGCCCAGCCCCGCGAAGGGCAGCCGCGGGCUCAGGUGCGGCCGGAAGGCGGGGCGCCGCGCGCAGGCGGGCCCGGCGCCCCCGACACGGGCAGCGGCAUGCUCUUCCUCAGCAACAUCACCCUGGCGCACGCCGGCAAGUACGAGUGCGAGGCCUCCAACGCCGGCGGCGCCGCCCGCGUGCCCUUCCGGCUGCUGGUCAACCUGUCGCAGCAGCAGCCGCGGCCGCGCGCGCCCCCGCCGCCCCCGCCCGCCGGCCCCGCCGGCCACGAGCCCCUGCAGGAGGCGGGCAGCAUGGCCUUCCGCGCGCUGGGCCUGGCCACGCAGACGGCCGUCGCCGCGGCCAUCGCGCUGCUGGCGCUCACGGCGCUGCUGCUGGCCGCCCUGAUCUGCCGCCGGCGGCGCAAGCGGAAAAAGGCGCCGGGGCCGCCGGGCGAGGGCGCGCUGUUCGUCAACGACUACUCGGACGGGCCCUGCAGCUUCGCGCAGCUCGAGGAGCUCCGCGGCGAGCGAGGCCACGAGAUGUUCGUCAUCGACCGCUCCAAGCCGCUCUUCGCCGAGGGCCCGACGGAGGCGGCGGACGGCGCGGCCACCGGGCCGGGGCCGGGGCUGCCGCUGCAGCCGCCCGCCGCCUACGAGAUUCACUGCUGAGCCGGGCCGAGGGGGCGGGCGCGAGCUGAUGACGUGGCCCGCGCGGGUUGGCCGGCUCCCGGGCUCGCCGCGCGCAGGCGCAGUCAGUAAAGGCUGGAAGCUG